AAUUGAAAAUUAUAAAACCAUAAACUUCUCGAUUACAUCCUGAGAAAGCUGCUGUGUGCGUAAUUUUGUAAGUGCGUCAAACUGUGGUUAAAAACGGAAACAAAGUUCCGUUUUGCAAACGGAAAUGUAGCCUACAGAUGUUUAGAUAAAUGUUAUUUUAAUUUCCCUUUUCAUUUGAGAAGAUACGAGUAUUAGCAGCACAUACUUCCACAUUUCUAUCCUCUUGGACUGACAUGAUGACCCUGCUGAUGCUUCUGCUGAUUCUGAUUGUAGAUGAUUCUGCAGUGGGAAAAACGAUGAAAUCUAAUGAGAUCGGCUUUGACAGGAUGUACUUUUAUCAUGUAACUGUUCUAAUGAGUCUGACGAGCUGGUAUGGCAGAAAGGCAUGAGAGUAGUGAACAUUUAUCCACCUGCUAUGCCAUUGUCAGUGUUACUGAAAACAUUGGGUCAUAUAGGACAUCAGAAGUUAUUCUAACAGUCGUAGAUGGUUCUGCAGUGGCACAAAUGAAGAAGACUGGAUUCAUUGGACAGGAUGUACUUUUAUCAUGUAACUGUUCUAAUGACCUUAAUGAGCUGGUAUGGCAGAAAGAUGAGACAAUAGUAAACUUUCAUCUAACUGACAAAAGCCUUAUAAAUGAUUCCUACAAGAACAGAACACAACUCUUCCUAAACAAUGAGAAAAGAAACUGCUCCCUGCUGAUCCGCAACAUCUCUUCAGAGGAUGCAGGAGUGUACAUCUGUCAUGCCCUGGCCAGUCUUAGAACCGGUGUCUGGUCAAGGAAGACGUCAGAAGUUUUUCUAACAGUUGUAGAUGGUUCUGCAGUGGCACAAAUGAAGAAGACUGGAUUCACUGGACAGGAUGUACUUUUAUCAUGUAACUGUUCUAAUGAGCAUGAUGAGCUGGUAUGGCAGAAAGAUGAGAGAAUAGUGAACGCUCAUUCAGAAGACAAAACCAACAUAGAUGAUUCCUACAAGGAUAGGACACAACUCUUCCUAAACAAUGAGAAAAGAAACUGCUCCCUGCUGAUCCGCAACAUCUCUUCAGAGGAUGCAGGAGUGUACACCUGUCAUGCCCUGGUCAAGGAUCAGAAAAAAAUGUGGGCAAGGAAGUCAUCAGAAGUUAUUCUAACAGUGUCUACUUAUGUUCCCCUGAUCGAACUGUGUCUGAGCCCUUAGGAGUCACCACAACACAUCUUCCAGAAGUGGACCAAGGAGUCCACAGACUUCGCAUAUGUUCAGUCAAAUAAAUAAAUUAAUUAAGCUUUUAUGUUAUAU
Messenger RNA from Labeo rohita (rohu), 1275 nucleotides. Its product is annotated as obscurin-like. The record is from RefSeq and is a predicted model, not a curated record. The coding region runs from base 373 to 1176 and encodes 267 amino acids. Gene Ontology annotation, cellular component: external side of plasma membrane. The transcript is spliced from 5 exons. Gene Ontology annotation, biological process: positive regulation of T cell proliferation; negative regulation of T cell proliferation; cell surface receptor signaling pathway. NCBI's taxonomy places the organism in Eukaryota, Metazoa, Chordata, Actinopteri, Cypriniformes, Cyprinidae.